Molecule: messenger RNA, 183 nt
Organism: Caenorhabditis elegans
Lineage: Eukaryota; Metazoa; Nematoda; Chromadorea; Rhabditida; Rhabditidae
Source: the annotation of a RefSeq genome assembly
AUGACAUUUAAAUUUCUCAUCGUUCAUUUCCAGGGUGUCACUUACGCAAAUCUAUGCCUCCCACUUGUCAUCUACUUCAAAACAAAAAUAACAAUUCGAAAUCGGAAAUUUCGAAUCGCAGUUAUGACGUCAAUGUACGGAGAUGUCGGAGAUCAUAUCAAUCGGCUCAAAAAGAGCUGGGAA